This is a messenger RNA of Eptesicus fuscus (big brown bat), 1297 nucleotides long. It is a transcript of the gene SYT2, whose product is annotated as synaptotagmin 2. The record is from RefSeq and is a predicted model, not a curated record. Bases 38 to 1297 code for a protein of 419 amino acids. Gene Ontology annotation, cellular component: axon; dense core granule; synaptic vesicle membrane. NCBI's taxonomy places the organism in Eukaryota, Metazoa, Chordata, Mammalia, Chiroptera, Vespertilionidae. The transcript is spliced from 9 exons. Gene Ontology annotation, molecular function: phosphatidylserine binding; calcium ion binding; clathrin binding. Gene Ontology annotation, biological process: cellular response to calcium ion; calcium ion-regulated exocytosis of neurotransmitter; synaptic vesicle endocytosis.
CUGCCGCUGCGGCCGCUCCGCCACCCCUGCAGCCACCAUGUGGAACAUCUUCAAGAAGAACCAGCAGCCUGAGGCGGCUCCGGCCACCACCACAGCCACCAUGCCCGUCGGGCCCGUGGGCAACUCCACCGAGAGUGGGGGUGCCGGGGGGAGCAAGGAAGACAUGUUUACCAAGCUGAAGGAUAAAUUCUUCAAUGAGAUGAGCAGGAUCCCCCUGCCGCCCUGGGCGCUGAUAGCCAUCACCGUGGUGGCCGGCCUCCUGCUCCUCACCUGCUGCUUCUGCAUCUGCAAGAAGUGCUGCUGCCGGAAGAAGAAGAACAAGAAGGAGAAGGGCAAGGGCGCCAAGAACGCCAUGAGCAUGAAGGACAUGAAGGGCGGGCAGGACGAUGACGAUGCAGAGACCGGCCUCACUGAGGGGGAGGGGGAGGGCGAGGAGGAGAAGGAGCCGGAGAACCUGGGGAAGCUGCAGUUCUCCCUGGACUACGACUUCCAGGCCAACCAGCUGACCGUCGGCGUGCUGCAGGCCGCAGAACUGCCCGCCCUGGACAUGGGAGGCACCUCAGACCCUUACGUCAAAGUCUUCCUCCUCCCAGACAAGAAGAAGAAAUACGAGACCAAAGUGCACCGGAAGACGCUGAACCCCGCCUUCAACGAAACCUUCACCUUCAAGGUGCCGUACCAGGAGCUGGGGGGCAAGACCCUGGUGAUGGCCAUCUACGACUUCGACCGCUUCUCCAAGCACGACAUCAUCGGGGAGGUGAAGGUGCCCAUGAACACGGUGGACCUCGGCCAGCCCAUCGAGGAGUGGAGAGACCUGCAGGGCGGCGAGAAGGAGGAGCCGGAGAAGCUGGGCGACAUCUGCACGUCCCUGCGCUACGUGCCCACGGCCGGGAAGCUCACCGUCUGCAUCCUCGAGGCCAAGAACCUGAAGAAGAUGGACGUGGGCGGCCUCUCGGACCCCUACGUGAAGAUCCACUUGAUGCAAAACGGCAAGCGGCUCAAGAAGAAGAAGACGACGGUGAAGAAGAAGACGCUGAACCCCUACUUCAACGAGUCCUUCAGCUUCGAGAUCCCCUUCGAGCAGAUCCAGAAAGUCCAGGUGGUGGUCACGGUGCUGGACUACGACAAGCUGGGCAAGAACGAGGCCAUCGGCAAGAUCUUCGUGGGCAGCAACGCCACGGGCACGGAGCUGCGGCACUGGUCCGACAUGCUGGCCAACCCGCGCCGGCCCAUCGCCCAGUGGCACUCGCUGAAGCCCGAGGAGGAGGUGGACGCUCUUCUGGGCAAGAACAAGUAG